AUGUCCAUCCCAGUACUACAGCAAACCCUCAAAGAUGCAAGCACUACCAUCACCGGAGACAGACCUACAUCAGAGGUCAUAGUGGACAGGAAGCUCGGCGAAGGGGGAUAUAAUGAGCUCUCUGGCUGGGACGACUCCACGACAUCUAAGUCUUUUGCUCUGCGCCUUCCGAAAUCAGAUACUGUCCUGCCUCACCAACUAUUAAACGAGGUCGCUUCCAUAUCCUUGAUAUCCGCAUUUCGCGCUGACGGACCGAACCCGUUUGUCGCUCAAGAAUACAUCGAUGGCGAGCCUUUGAGCAGUAUAUGGAAUCGCUAUACCGAGGCGGAGAAGCAUUCAGUCGCCUUGAAGAUCGCUGAGAUAAUUGUUGAUAUGGCGGAGACGCGUUUCAGUGCUAUAGGCGGAUUUGCCAGUCCCACAAGCUAUGCCCUUGGACCGACCGUAGAGGGAAGCAAACUUUUCAAGGGACGCGGUAAAUUUCAUUCCAAUAUAUGCUACCCCAUCGGUCCAUACAAAACCACAAAGGAAUACAUUCUCGCUUGCUACGACAAAGAGAUAUACUAUUAUACCCAUGCCCCCACGUCCGAUAUCGAUUCCGACUUUUUCGAACUCACGUCUGUCGAAGAUUUUGUGCAGCAGCUACGAGAUAAGAAGCGUCAGCUAGAGACUAGCUUUGUCGCUGAAGACGAGCCAUUUGUUUUCGUUCACGGAGACUUUCACGGUCGGAAUAUCAUCAUGCGUGGUACGCAUGUGCAAGCUGUCCUUGAUUGGGAGUUUGCAGGUGCGUAUCCUUUGGGUGAGCUAUUAGGAGGGAUGGGUGUCGAUGUCCUGGAAGUCGUCGACGACGAAUCAGAAGAGGAGAAUGCAUUUUGGAGCAGGGAGAUUGUACGUAGGGUUGAAGAGACGGCGAGACAAAGAGGAUGGGAUGAGAAGGAAUUGGCGCUGUUAUUGGGCAAUGGAGAUCCUGUCCUCGGUCAAGCAAGGAUAGAAAUGGUUCCGGCCGAUCCUUGA
Molecule: messenger RNA, 1011 nt
Organism: Suillus discolor
Lineage: Eukaryota; Fungi; Basidiomycota; Agaricomycetes; Boletales; Suillaceae
Exons: 3
Coding region: 1-1011 (336 amino acids)
Source: RefSeq, a predicted model, not a curated record